AAUACAUCAUUUAAUAAAAUAAAUAAUUAAAAACUGAAAAUUUAUACCCGCGUCUAGUAUAAAUUUAGAAUAGCCGUUCAUUGUCGACAAAAAAAAUCAUAUAUAAACCCAUUACAACCUCACACUUUUUCUCAUAUCUAGCCGCAAACACACGCUUAGAAACGCAAAACUCAACUAUAGUUCCCUUGUUUUCUUGUCACAAAACUAAAAUCAUAACAAAAUGGCUUUGAUUUUGAGGUUCUUUACAUGCCUUGUUUUGACGGUGUGCAUUGUUGCAUCAGUAGAUGCAGCAAUCUCAUGUGGCACAGUGGCACGUCAAUUGGCUCCAUGUGCUAGCUAUCUGUGGAGAGGCGGGAUGAUGAUUCCCUCAUGCUUUGCGGGAGUUAAAAAAUUGAAUGAUAUGGCUCAAACCACCCUGGAUCGUCAGCAAGCAUGCAAAUGCUUAAAGGCCGCUGCACAGGGCAUCAACCCAAGUAUAGCCUCUAGCCUUCCUGGAAAGUGCGGUAUUAGCAUUCCAUAUACCAUCUCCAAGAACACCAACUGCGACACCGUCCAGUGAAGUGGGAACUCAUAUUUAUCGUGUGGAUGAAAAGUAAUUGGCUCAGCAAAAGCAAAAAAAAAGGUCUGUGUACGCUGACCUCCAGCAUGCCCUUGUUGUCUUGUUCUUUAUUUUGUUGUUGAAAAGUUUAUCAUUUACCUUGUAAUCAGUCUUUUGGUAUAUAUUGUAUCUUAUUAA
Molecule: messenger RNA, 736 nt
Organism: Brassica napus (rape)
Lineage: Eukaryota; Viridiplantae; Streptophyta; Magnoliopsida; Brassicales; Brassicaceae
Product: non-specific lipid-transfer protein 4-like
Exons: 2
Coding region: 221-559 (112 amino acids)
Biological process (GO): lipid transport
Cellular component (GO): membrane
Molecular function (GO): lipid binding
Source: RefSeq, a predicted model, not a curated record